This is a messenger RNA of Branchiostoma belcheri (Belcher's lancelet), 4397 nucleotides long. RefSeq lists its product as uncharacterized. Gene Ontology annotation, molecular function: oxidoreductase activity, acting on paired donors, with incorporation or reduction of molecular oxygen, reduced flavin or flavoprotein as one donor, and incorporation of one atom of oxygen; heme binding; iron ion binding. The transcript is spliced from 14 exons. Gene Ontology annotation, biological process: xenobiotic metabolic process. Bases 115 to 3054 code for a protein of 979 amino acids. Gene Ontology annotation, cellular component: cytoplasm; intracellular membrane-bounded organelle. Lineage: Eukaryota; Metazoa; Chordata; Leptocardii; Amphioxiformes; Branchiostomatidae. The record is from RefSeq and is a predicted model, not a curated record.
CAAAACAUUGCAGGUGUAAGUUUACACGCAGUCUUAGUCCACAGAAGACGCCAUAUUAUUUCCCUUUUUACGGUGUACUUGUAAGACUACGGGAGACCGGUAUCCGUUCCUCAAAUGAUUAUCGACGGUCUGUACGACCUGUGGACCUCCUGGGGUCUGUUGGGGGUUUUGGUGGCAACAGGUUGCUGCCUCCUGGCCGUCUGGAUCAUGCGGCGUCCCCCCAACCUACCCCCGGGACCGUGGUGCUGGCCGCUACUUGGCGUUACGUUUGGUGGAAAGGCAGAGCCUUUAGUUGCCACCGACUGGACCCGGAAGUACGGUGACGUCAUAUCCUGCUAUCGCGGCCCACUUCCAGUGGUUUACCUUGGCAGUUAUGACGUCAUCCGAGAGGCCUUCGUGAAGAACGCCGAGAACUUCUCCAGCAGACCCCCGGCUUCGAACCCAGUCAUGCCGGCUUUCAAGACUAAAGGCGUCGCACAAGAGCCAUACGGACCGACAUGGAAGGAGCACCGUAAGUUCACCCUGAUGAGCCUGCGAGACUUCGGCGUGGGGAAGAGGAGCUUGGAAGGGAAAAUUCUCGAAGAAGCCCGGGCUCUCGUGGACGAAAUAUCAAAGAAAGAAAACCAAGGCUUCUGCAUCUCAAACAUGAUGCAGGUUACGGUUUCAAACGUGAUCUGCUCGAUCGUUUUUGGCUCGCGCUACGAGUACGACGACCCGAAAUUCAUAGCGCUGAUGGAAGCUGUUGGCAUUUUUUUCUCGAUUCCCGGCGCUCUGCGACUGGGGCUCAUCCCCAUCCUUCGCUACAUUCCUGUCGUGAAUCGGGAUUUCCUGACGGCACAGAAGGUUAUCCUGCACAUCACGAAUCACAUUCAGGAGCAGAUUCGAGAACACGAGGCGACCUUUGACCCGAACGACAUCCGGGACUUCAUCGACGCCUUUCUGCUGGAGAAGCGAGGGAGACAGGCGGACGAGAAUACGACAUUUACGGAACAACAAAACAUCAUGGUUGUGCUGGAUCUUUUCACGGCGGGUACGGAGACCACAUCCACCAUGCUCCGCUGGGCCCUGCUCUACAUGAUCCUCCACCCGGACGUCCAGGAGACAGUACAGCGAGAGAUAGACAGCGUCAUCGGGCCGGACCAGGACCACUCCAUGGCGCAUCGCGCUCAGAUGCCGUACACUGAGGCAACGCUGACCGAGGUGAGCCGACUGGCAAGUAUCACUCCGUUCUCCGGAGCACAUACCUCAAACAACGACGUUACAUUCAGGGGCUACAGCAUUCCUAAGGGCACCAUCGUACUUGCAAACCUAUGGGCAGUUCACCACGACCCUCGACUGUGGCCGGACCCGCACAAGUUCGACCCCGCCCGUUUCCUGGACGCCGCCGGGAAGUUUGUGAAGAGAGAAGAAGUCAUACCGUUUUCAAUCGGUCGUCGGGUUUGUCUGGGGGAACAGCUGGCCAGGAUGGAGCUCUUCCUGUUCUUCACCUCUCUGCUGCAGCGCUUCAGCUUCAAGCUGCCAGAGGACUACGGGAGACCCGUAUCCGUUCCUCAAAUGAUUAUCGACGGGCUGUACGACCUGUGGACCUCCUGGGGUCUGUUGGGGGUUUUGGUGGCGGCAGGUUGCUGCCUCCUGGCCGUCUGGAUCAUGCGGCGUCCCCCCAACCUACCCCCGGGACCGUGGGGCUGGCCGCUGCUUGGCGUUACGUUCGGUGGAAAGGCAGAGCCAUUAGUUGCCACCGACUGGAUCCGGAAGUACGGUGACGUCAUUUCCUGCUACCAUGGCCCACUUCCGGUGGUUUACCUUGGCAGUUAUGACGUCAUCCGAGAGGCCUUAGUGAAGAACGCCGAGAACUUCUCCAGCAGACCCCCGCCUUGGAACCCGGUCGUGGCGGCUUUCAAGACUAAAGGCGUCGUACAAGAGCCGUACGGACCGACAUGGAAGGAGCACCGUAAGUUCACCCUGAUGAGCCUGCGAGACUUCGGCGUGGGAAAGAGGAGCUUGGAAGGGAAAAUUCUCGAAGAAGCCCAGGCUCUCGUGGACGAAAUAUCAAAGAAAGAAAACCAAGGCUUCUGCAUCUCAAACAUGAUGCAGGUUACGGUUGCAAACGUGAUCUGCUCGAUCGUUUUUGGCUCGCGCUACGAGUACGACGACCCGAAAUUCAUAGCGCUGAUGGAAGCUGUUAACAUUUUGUUCUCGACUCCCUUAAGCACUCUGCGACUGGGGUUAAUCCCCAUCCUUCGCUACAUUCCUGUCGUGAAUCGGGGUUUCCUGAAGGCACAGGAGGUUACACUGCACAUCAGGAAUCACAUUCAGGAGCAGAUUCGGGAACACGAGGCGACAUUUGACCCGAACGACAUCCGGGACUUCAUCGACGCCUUUCUGCUGGAGAAGCGAGGGAGACAGGCGGACGAGAAUACGACAUUUACGGAACAACAAAACAUCAUGGUUGUGCUGGACCUUUUCCUGGGGGGUACGGAGACCACGUCCACCACGCUCCGCUGGGCCCUGCUCUACAUGAUCCUCCACCCGGACGUCCAGGAGACAGUACAGCGGGAGAUAGACAGCGUCAUCGGGCCGGACCGGGACCCCUCCAUGGCGCAUCGCGCUCAGAUGCCGUACACCGAGGCAACGCUGACCGAGUUGAGCCGGCUGGCAACCAUCACUCCCCUCUCCCUAGCACACACCACAAGCAACGACGUUGCAUUCAGGGGCUACAACAUUCUUAAGGGCACCAUCGUAUGGCCCAACCUUUGGGCGGUUCACCACGACCCUCGGCUGUGGCCGGACCCGCACAAGUUCGACCCCGCCCGUUUCCUGGACGCCGCCGGGAAGUUUGUGAAGAGAGAAGAAGUCAUACCGUUUUCCAUCGGUCGUCGAGUUUGCCUGGGGGAACAGCUGGCCAGGAUGGAGCUCUUCCUGUUCUUCACCUCUCUGCUGCAGCGCUUCAGCUUCAAGCUGCCAGAGGACGCAGCUGUACCGUCCGAAGAAGGGGUGUUCGGAACCACGCACUCCCCCUUGCCCUUCAAACUGGUGGCAAUUCCGAGAAAUUAGACUUUAAGCAUUACAUAUGCAAUAUUCAUUAAGGGUCAAUGACCCGCCCCGAGCUGUAUAUAGUACUUCCUAUAACCACCGAUUGAACCGCCGAGUGAGCACAGCGAACGGUUUUCAUCCGUCGACGCUGAUUGGUCAAAGUGAUUAUGGUAUUUAAUCACCCCUCGUCAGGUUAUGGCGUCAUAACCAAUAUACAAUUGGGCCUUCUGAUUGGUUAAUGUUAUCUGCCUAUAUUAUAAUGUAUACACAUAUGUUAUUACAUGUAUAGGGAUGUAGGGGGUAUUGUUAUUAUAGGGGUGUUGGGGGAUAUUGCCAAAGAAAAAAUAUUAUUAUACCAAUUUUCUUCCACUUUGGGUGUUUUUAGCUUUCGUCAUCAGUUUGACUACCUACGGUUUAUCAGCGCAAAUCUACUUUUCAAUAACCCGUGCCUGACGUUGCAAAGACGUGGAAUAGCGCCACUGUCGGUUAGUUUAUGUACCACACGCUGCCUUGUAUAUAGCAGGUGGUUGGUGAGGAGCAUACAUAACGGGCUGAGGAAACAGUCUGUUUUGUUAGCAAACGUUAGCCAUAUCGCAUUACGGUAGUAUUGUCUCACCACUGCCCCACUUAAAGAGUUCUUUCUACCAAUAACAUGCUCUGAGCCAUUUGUGUACGUAAAAGCCGCACUGUUGUUAGUGUUUGAGUACGCCAGAAAAGGGCGGCACACACUACAGUUUACAUGUACACGGGGCAUCUCGGGUUGCGCUCAACACCCGGGCCUCUCAGUUGUCGCGUUCGCCCUUCUUGUAAACAGAGCGAACGCCUGGCACUAUUAUAGUGCGGGAUGUGGGACGAGGUUGGUUUUUCCUCGGCGGGAUUUUGUUGCGGUUAAUUAGUUUCAGCUUCAGCGAUACUUUUGGUCACCGCGGUGUAACGUAUUAAAGUGAUCAUGAUACAACGCCUUCACCUAUUACCACCCCCACUGCGAUGUGCCCUAUCAAUGUAGCCUUGCUUACAGUAGCCUGGGUGCCACGGUCUAUACAGGCCAGCUACUAGCCUCCGGGGCCAACAUGCCCGCAAGCAAAUUAUACCACGGCACCCCUUUGUUAGGCCCUGAGUGACUACCGUUAGUAACGUUAGUUAACUCUGGGCCUAGCGUCUGGCAUCCAGGCUAUGCUAACAGGCCAUGUGUAAUGGGAAACUCAGCGAAAAAUACGUGGAUGAUGUUUUGCAGCGAUGGCCAGGGAUAAGUGUACUGAUCGAUUCUAAUAAUGCUGCUUGUAUGAUACUAGAUAAAUGGAACAUAAUUAUUAAGUGAUACCUAUUGUCAUAGUCAGAGAUACUGCAAAAGUAUUAAAAGAGGA